Centruroides sculpturatus (bark scorpion) is the source of this 1509-nucleotide messenger RNA. RefSeq names its product putative ammonium transporter 3. Gene Ontology annotation, biological process: ammonium homeostasis; ammonium transmembrane transport. Gene Ontology annotation, molecular function: ammonium channel activity. Bases 1 to 1509 code for a protein of 502 amino acids. The record is from RefSeq and is a predicted model, not a curated record. NCBI's taxonomy places the organism in Eukaryota, Metazoa, Arthropoda, Arachnida, Scorpiones, Buthidae. Gene Ontology annotation, cellular component: membrane. The transcript has 7 exons.
AUGUCUAAUGAAACAACAAGCGAUAAUUCAACCGAGUUAAAUCUUUUAGAUGCAGAUGAUGCCACUUGGAUAUUGACAUCUUCGUUUGUAAUUUUUACCAUGCAGACAGGAUUUGGACUACUAGAAUCAGGAGCGAUAUCGAAAAAAAAUGAAGUAAAUAUUUUAGUAAAGAAUGCAGCAGACGUAAUUUUUGGAGCAUUAUCCUAUUGGGUAUAUGGUUAUGGUUUACAAUAUGGUAAAGGUCGAGGAACAACAUUUUUCUGUGGAAUAGGAGACUUUCUUUUAGAUACAGAUCCUGAUGAAAUGGGAAUUGUUUUUGCAACUUUUAUUUUCCAGUUAUCUUUUGCAACAACAGCUACGACUAUCGUUUCAGGUGCCAUGGCCGAAAGAGCAAAUUUCAAUGCGUACUGUAUAUUUUCUUUUGUUAACACUAUCACUUACUGCAUUCCUGCAGGUUGGAUAUGGGGAAACCACGGAUUUUUAAAACAUUUAGGUGUUAUAGAUUUUGCUGGAUCUUGUGCAGUUCAUUUAACCGGUGGAGCAUCUGCUUUAACAGCUGCUAUUUUGUUAAAACCUCGAGUCAGAAGAUAUAAAAAUGGCACCGAUCCAAUACCCAUGGGGAAUCCAGCGAAUGCUAUAGUAGGAACUUUUACUCUUUGGUGGGGUUGGUUAGUAUUUAAUUGUGGAAGUACGUUUGGAAUUAGAAACGAUAAAUGGCAUUAUGCAGGAAGAGCUGCGAUUAAUACUAUUAAUGCAUCUUUGGGCGGUGGUGUCGUAGGAAUAAUAAUGACAUAUUAUAAAAAUCGCUUAUUCCUUGUGUUCGAAAUUUUAAAUUCAAUUCUAGGAGCACUGGUAUCUGUUACAGCUGGAUCAUCGUUAUUUCACUCUUGGGAAUCUGUAAUAGUUGGAGGAAUCGGUGCUCUUAUCAUUAAUGAAAUACCUCCGAUUUUAGACCGCUUCAGGAUAGAUGAUCCUGUAGGUGCUGUAGCAGUACACGCAGUUGGUGGAAUAUGGGCAAUGAUAGCUGUUGGAUUAUUUAUUGAUGCUGAUACUCUACUCCAUCUUUCGUCAGGAAACAAAGGACUUUUUAAAGGAGGAGGUUUCUAUUUAUUAGGGAUACAACUAUUAUCAUGUUUAUGUAUUGCUUCGUGGAGUAUAACUACUACUUUUCUCAUUCUCAAAGGUAUUAAUUUCAUCGUACCUAUUCGAUUGACCUUUGCAGACGAAAUUCUGGGAGCUGAUUUUGUAGAACAUGAUAUAAGACAUGACAUUUAUGAUUACGAAAAAAUACUGGAAGAACUAGAAAAACGUAAAUUGAAACCAUCGCGUUUGCCGAAAUAUAGUGCUGGAAGGACUAAAUGGGACGAAUAUCUUAUUUUAAAAUAUCUUUCAACACAAGAAAGAAUAGAAGCCUGGACAUCUUCAAAUUCUAAACCAUGUUAUAAUUUUAAUGAAAUUAAAGUUAUUUUCCAAAAACCUCGUCGAAAUAUUAGCUGUAUAAUAUCUUGA